AUGGCUUUUGUGCCUGCGCCCAGCCCCACUGUGGUCGACCAGACCACACUAAUGAAAAAGUACCUGCAGUUUGUGGCAGCGCUCACAGACACAAACACACCUGAUGAAACAAAGCUGAAGAUGAUGCAGGAGGUCAGCGAGAACUUUGAGAAUGUGACAUCUUCGCCUCAGUAUUCAACCUUCUUGGAACACAUAAUCCCUCGCUUCCUCACAUUCCUUCAAGAUGGAGAAGUGCAGUUCCUCCAGGAGAAACCUACACAGCAACUGAGGAAGCUGGUGCUGGAAAUCAUCCACCGAAUCCCAACCAAUGAGCAUCUCCGUCCACACACCAAGAACAUCCUGUCUGUGAUGUUCCGCUUCCUGGAGAUUGAAAGUGAAGAGAAUGUGCUGAUUUGCCUUCGCAUCAUUAUUGAGCUGCACAAACAGUUCCGGCCCCCAAUCUCUCAGGAGAUUCAUCACUUUCUGGACUUUGUGAAGCAGAUUUAUAAAGACCUUCCUAAAGUAGUUGCCAGGUACUUUGAGAACCCUCAGGUGAUUGCAGAGAACACGGUUCCCUCCCCGGAAAUGGUCGGGAUGAUCACAUCUGUGCUGGUUAAAACGGCGCCUGAGAGAGAAGACAGUGAAACGCGGACGCACACCAUCAUCCCAAGAGGGUCCUUGUCACUCAAGGUGUUGGCAGAGCUGCCCAUCAUAGUGGUGCUGAUGUAUCAGCUUUAUAAGCUGAACAUUCACAACGUGGUGUCGGAGUUUGUGCCACUCAUCAUGAACACCAUCAUGCUCCAGGUGUCUCCACAGGCAAGGCAACACAAGCUUUAUAACAAGGAGCUGUACGCCGACUUCAUCGCUGCACAGAUCAAGACUCUGUCUUUUCUCGCAUACAUCAUCCGAAUCUACCAGGAUCUGGUAGCAAAAUACUCUCAGCAGAUGGUGAAGGGAAUGCUGCAGCUGCUGUCCAACUGUCCAUCAGAGACUGCUCAUCUCCGCAAAGAGCUGCUCAUCGCGGCCAAACACAUCCUUACAACUGACCUCCGCAACCAGUUUAUACCAUGUAUGGACAAACUAUUUGACGAAUCCAUCCUGAUUGGUUACGGCUACACUGCUCGGGAGACUCUUAGACCCUUAGCUUAUAGCACGCUUGCAGACCUUGUUCACCACGUUCGUCAGAGCUUGCCCCUGACAGAUUUAUCAUUAGCCGUGCAGCUCUUUGCUAAGAACAUUGAUGAUGAGUCACUUCCCAGUAACAUCCAGACCAUGUCCUGCAAACUGCUGCUUAACCUGGUCGAUUGUAUCCGCUCAAAGUCGGAGCAGGAGAAUGGCAAUGGGCGGGACAUCCUGAUGAGGAUGCUGGAGGUAUUUGUGCUGAAGUUUCACACCAUUGCACGCUACCAGCUUGUCUCCAUCUUCAAGAAAUGCAAGCCCCAGUCAGAGAUGGGCGUGGUCGAUUCAGGAGCGUUGCCUGGAGUACCGGCAACUCCCACCCCUUCCACCACCCCUGCUCUUCCACCACCUGCUCCUCCCACACCCGUCGCCACCGUACCUCCACCUCCAUCCACACCGUUUGACCGACCUGGUGAGAAGGAGGACAAGCAGACGUUUCAGGUGUCAGACUGCCGGAGCCUCGUCAAGACUCUGGUGUGUGGCGUGAAGACGAUCACUUGGGGCAUUACCUCUUGUAAAGCCCCCGGAGAGGCGCAGUUCAUUCCUAAUAAGCAGCUCCAACCCAAGGAGACACAAAUCUACAUCAAGCUGGUAAAAUAUGCCAUGCAAGCAUUGGACAUAUAUCAGGUGCAGGUUGCUAAUAACCAGCAGACUUACAUCAGGGUGGCCAACUGCCAGACUGUACGUAUGAAGGAGGAGAAGGAGGUUCUGGAACACUUUGCUGGGGUCUUCACCAUGAUGAACCCACUCACAUUCAAAGAGAUUUUUCAGACCACUGUGCCCUACAUGGUGGAGAGGAUCUCCAAGAAUUAUGCACUGCAGAUUGUAGCAAACUCCUUCCUGGCUAAUUUGUCAACAUCCGCACUCUUUGCCACCAUCCUCGUGGAGUAUCUUCUGGAAAGGUUGCCAGAGAUGGGCUCCAAUGUCGAGCUCUCAAAUCUCUACCUGAAGCUCUUCAAACUAGUCUUUGGCUCAGUGUCACUGUUUGCUGCUGAGAACGAGCAGAUGCUUAAACCUCAUCUCCACAAGAUAGUGAACAGCUCUAUGGAGCUGGCCCAAUCAGCUAAGGAGCCUUACAACUACUUUUUGCUUCUUCGGGCUCUUUUCCGCUCCAUUGGCGGAGGAAGCCAUGACUUGCUUUACCAGGAGUUUCUACCCCUUCUACCCAACCUGCUACAAGGUCUGAAUAUGCUUCAGAGUGGCCUUCACAAGCAGCACAUGAAGGAUCUAUUUGUGGAGUUGUGCUUGACUGUGCCAGUGCGUCUGAGCUCAUUGUUGCCAUACUUACCCAUGUUAAUGGAUCCUUUGGUGUCUGCCCUCAAUGGUUCCCAAACACUGGUCAGCCAGGGCCUUCGCACCCUGGAGCUGUGUGUAGACAACCUACAGCCUGACUUCCUCUAUGACCACAUUCAGCCUGUCAGGGCAGAACUCAUGCAGGCCUUGUGGCGUACCCUCCGUAAUCCAGCCGAUAGCAUCUCUCAUGUGGCCUACCGGGUGUUGGGAAAGUUUGGUGGCAGCAACAGGAAGAUGCUGAAGGAGUCUCAGAGGUUACAUUAUGUGGUGACUGAGGUUCAGGGACCCAGCAUCAAGGCUGAAUUUACUGACUGCAAGGCCUCCAUACAGUUACCUAUGGAGAAGGCGAUCGAGACGGCUUUAGACUGCCUGAAGAGCGCCAACACGGAGCCGUACUACAGACGACAGGCCUGGGAGGUCAUUAAGUGUUUCCUGGUCGCCAUGACCAGUCUGGAUGACAACAAGCACGCUCUCUACCAGCUGCUGUCUCACCCCAACUUUACUGAGAAGUGGAUCCACAGUGUCAUCAUCUCUCAUCGCUACAAAGUGCAAGACACACCUGCCCGCAGGACAUUUGAACAGGCUUUGACAGGAGCGUUCAUGUCUGCAGUGAUAAAGGACCUCAGGCCCAGCGCGCUGCCCUUUGUAGCCAGCCUGAUACGCCACUACACCAUGGUUGCUGUGGCUCAACAGUGUGGUCCAUUCCUGCUUCCGUGCUACCAGUCGGGUAGCCAGCCGAGCAUGGCCAUGUUCCACAGUGAGGAGAACAGGUCAAAAGGCAUGGAUCCAUUGGUGCUGAUUGAUGCCAUAGCUAUCUGCAUGGCCUAUGAGGAGAAAGAACUGUGUAAGAUUGGAGAAGUGGCCCUGGCUGUCAUAUUUGAUGUGGCGAGCAUUAUCCUUGGCUCCAAAGAGAGGGCGUGCCAGCUGCCGCUGUUCUCGUACAUUGUGGAGCGACUGUGCGCCUGUUGCUACGAGCAGGCCUGGUAUGCGAAGCUUGGAGGCGUGGUGUCCAUUAAGUUCCUGAUGGAGCGACUGCCUUUGAUCUGGGUGCUACAGAAUCAGCUCACCUUCCUCAAGGCCUUGCUCUUUGUCAUGAUGGACCUCACAGGAGAGGUAUCAAAUGGCGCUGUAGCCAUGGCUAAGACCACUUUGGAGCAGUUGCUAGUCCGCUGUGCCACUCCAUUGAAAGAUGAAGAAAAAAAUGAGGAGCUGUUGGCAGCCCAGGACAAGUCUUUCCACAUGGUCACGCAUGACCUGGUCCGAGAGGUGACCUCUCCCAACUCCACCGUCAGGAAGCAGGCCAUGCAUUCCCUGCAGGUGCUCGCUCAGGUCACAAGCAAGAGCGUCACCAUCAUCAUGGAACCACACAAAGAGGUUUUACAAGAUAUGGUUCCUCCAAAGAAGCAUCUGCUGCGUCAUCAGCCUGCCAAUGCCCAGAUCGGCCUCAUGGAGGGCAACACCUUCUGCACCACCCUGCAGCCACGCCUUUUCACCAUGGACCUGAAUGUCAUGGAGCACAAGGUGUUUUACACAGAGUUGUUGCAUCUGUGCGAGGCAGAGGAUGCUGCUCUGAUGAAGCUGCCCUGUUACAAAAGCCUUCCCUCCCUGGUUCCUCUCCGCAUCGCUGCCCUCAAUGCCUUGGCAGCCUGUAACUACUUGCCCCAGUCCAGAGAGAAAAUCAUUGCUGCACUGUUUAAAGCCCUCAACUCCACGAACAACGAAUUACAAGAAGCAGGAGAAGCUUGCAUGAGGAAGUUCCUGGAAGGUGCCACUAUCGAAGUCGAUCAGAUCCACACUCAUAUGCGCCCCCUGCUGAUGAUGUUAGGUGAUUAUCGCAGCCUGACGCUCAACGUGGUGAACCGCCUCACCUCAGUCACUCGACUGUUCCCCAACUCCUUCAACGACAAGUUCUGUGACCAGAUGAUGCAACACCUGAGGAAGUGGAUGGAGGUGGUUGUAAUAACCCACAAAGGAGGUCAGCGCAGUGACGGCAGUCCUGCACUGGAGGGCGUUGAGGAAAUGAAGAUUUGCUCUGCUAUCAUUAACCUUUUUCACCUGAUCCCAGCUGCACCUCAAACUCUGGUCAAACCUCUGCUGGAGGUGGUCAUGAAAACUGAGAGGGCCAUGCUGAUAGAGGCCGGCAGUCCAUUCAGGGAGCCUUUGAUCAAGUUCCUGACACGCCACCCGUCUCAGACCGUGGAGUUGUUCAUGAUGGAGGCCACACUGAACGACCCCCAGUGGAGCCGCAUGUUCAUGAGUUUUCUGAAACACAAAGAUGCCAAGCCUCUCAGGGACGUGCUGGCUUCAAACCCGAACCGCUUCGUCACCCUGCUGGUUCCCGCCGUGACUGCAGCCACCGUGCGGCCCGGCUCGCCGUCCACCACCACAGCCAGACUGGACUUACAGUUUCAGGCUAUUAAGAUCAUCAGUAUCAUUGUGAAGAAUGAUGAGGGCUGGCUGGCAGGGCAGCAUUCCCUGGUCAGCCAGCUGAGGCGAGUCUGGGUCAGCGAGGCCUUCCAGGAGAGACAUCGUAAAGACAACAUGGCUGCCACCAACUGGAAGGAGCCAAAGCUCCUAGCUUACUGCCUGCUCAGCUACUGCAAGCGAAACUACUCCGAGAUUGAGCUGCUGUUUCAGCUGCUGCGGGCCUUUACGGGUCGCUUCUUAUGCAACAUGACAUUCCUGAAGGAGUAUAUGGAGGAAGAGAUCCCCCGCAACUACUCAAUUACCCAGAAAAGGUCCCUGUUCUUUCGCUUCGUCGAGUUCAAUGACCCUCAUUUCAACGAUGAGCUCAAAGCAAAGGUGCUGCAGCACAUCUUGAAUCCUGCCUUCCUGUACAGUUUUGAAAAAGGGGAAGGCGAGCAGCUUCUUGGACCACCUAAUCCUGAAGGAGACAACCCUGACAGCAUCACCAGCGUCUUCAUUACCAAGGUUCUGGACCCAGAGAAGCAGGCUGACCUGUUGGACUCGCUGCGAAUCUGCCUGCUGCAGUUCUCCACCCUGCUGGUAGAACAUGCACCCCACCACAUCCAUGACAACAACAAAUCACGUAACAGCAAGCUGCGGCGCCUCAUGACUUUUGCCUGGCCAUGUCUGCUGCCCAAAGCCUGCGUGGAUCCGGCCUGUAAAUACAGCGGCCACUUACUCCUGGCCCACAUCAUUGCAAAGUUCGCUAUUCACAAGAAGAUUGUCCUGCAGGUUUUCCACAGCCUGCUGAAGGCUCACACCAUGGAGGCUCGGGCCAUUGUGCGUCAAGCCAUGGCGAUCCUGACCCCAGCUGUUCCCGCCCGCAUGGAGGAUGGCCACCAGAUGUUGACCCACUGGACUCGCAAAAUCAUCGUGGAGGAGGGGCACACUGUGCCGCAGCUGGUGCACAUACUGCAUCUUAUUGUGCAGCACUUUAGGGUGUACUAUCCGGUGCGCCACCACCUGGUGCAGCACAUGAUCAGCGCAAUGCAGCGUCUCGGCUUCACCCCCAGUGUGACCAUCGAGCAGAGGAAGCUGGCUGUGGACCUGGCUGAGGUGGUCAUCAAGUGGGAGCUCCAGCGAAUCAAAGACCAACAGCCGGAAUCGGAAGCUGAAGUGGGAGCGGGCGGGGAGGGGACCAGCGGGGGGUCUGUUGGUGUGAAGCGAGGACUGUCUGUGGAAACCGCCGGACAGGAUGUCAAAAGGUUCCGUACAGCAACUGGAGCCGCCACCUCGGUGUUUGGCCGUAGUCAGGGUAUACCCGGUACGGAGAGCAUGCUCACCAAGCCUGUGGAAAAACAGCACACAGACACUGUCGUCAACUUCCUCAUCAGGGUUGCCUGCCAGGUGAACGACAGCACCAAUGUGGUGGGGUCUCCGGGCGAGCUGCUGUCCCGUCGUUGCGUUAGCCUGAUGAAGACGGCCCUCCGGCCUGACAUGUGGCCUCGCGCUGAGCUCAAGCUGCAGUGGUUUGACAAGCUGCUUAUGACUGUGGAGCAGCCGGCACAGGCGAACAUUUCCAACAUCUGCACUGGGCUGGAGAUUCUCUGCUUCCUCCUGACAGUGCUGCAGUCCCCGGCCAUCCUGGCCCACUUCAAGCCUCUGCAGAGGGGCAUCGCUGCCUGCAUGACCUGCGGCAACACCAAAGUCCUGCGUGCCGUUCACUCCCUCCUUUCUCGCCUCAUGAGCAUCUUCCCCACCGAACCCAGCACAUCAACGGUGGCAUCCAAAUAUGAGGAACUGGAGUGUCUGUAUGCAGCAGUGGGCAAGGUCAUCUAUGAGGGUCUUACCAACUACGAAAAAGCCACCAGCAACACAAACCCCACACAGCUCUUUGGAACACUGAUGAUCCUGAAGUCAGCCUGCAGUUACAAUGCGAGUUACAUCGACCGCCUCAUUUCAGUGUUCACGCGCUCACUACAGAAGAUGGUGCGGGAACACCUGAGCCCUCAGCAAGCCAACCCGGGGGUCACCGAGACCAACACAGUGACCAGUGAGCUGGUAAUGCUGAGUCUUGACCUGGUGAAGACCCGGCUGUCCGUCAUGAGCCUGGAGAUGAGAAAAAACUUCAUCCAGGUCAUCCUUACGUCGCUGAUUGAGAAGUCACCCGACCCCAAAAUCUUGCGUGCUGUGGUUAAGAUUGUUGAGGAAUGGGUGAAGAACAACUCCCCCAUGGCGGCAAAUCAGAUGCCCAACCUACGUGAGAAGUCCAUCUUGCUCGUGAAGAUGAUGACCUACAUAGAGAAGCGUUUCCCAGAUGAACUUGAGUUAAAUGCCCAGUUUCUGGAUCUCGUUAAUUACGUCUACAGGGACGAGAGUCUCUCAGGAAGUGAUAUUACAUCCAAGUUGGAGCCGGCCUUCCUCUCGGGGCUGCGAUGCACUCAGCCGCUGAUCCGAGCCAAGUUCUUUGAGGUGUUUGAUGCCUCUAUGAAGCGUCGUGUCUACGAGAGGCUUCUGUAUAUCUGCUGCUCUCAGAAUUGGGAGGCCAUGGGCAGCCAAUUCUGGAUCAAACAGUGCAUAGAGCUGCUGCUGGCAGUGUGCGAACGAAACACCAUCAUCGGCACCAGCUGCCAGGGCUCCAUGCUGCCGUCUAUCACUAAUGUCAUCAACCUGGCCGACAGCCAUGACCGUGCCGCUUUUGCCAUGGCAACGCACAUCAAGCAGGAGCCACGGGAGAGGGAGAACAGCGAGACCAAGGAGGAGGAUGUGGAAAUAGACAUCGAGCUAGCACCUGGUGAUCAGACGGCCAUCCCCAAAACGAAAGAGCAGGCAGAGAGAGACACAGGCAAUCAGCUACACAUGCUCACCAACCGCCACGACAAGUUCCUCGACUCGCUGCGGGAGGUCAAGACGGGGGCGCUCCUUAAUGCACUGGUGCAGCUCUGUCACAUCUCGACACCUCUGGCUGAAAGAACCUGGGUGCAACUCUUCCCUCGCCUGUGGAAGAUCCUCUCUGACAGGCAGCAGCACGCUCUGUCAGGAGAAAUGAGUCCUUUCCUGUGCAGCGGCAGCCACCAGGCCCAGAGGGACUGCCAGCCGAGCGCCCUCAACUGUUUUGUUGAGGCCAUGUCUCAGUGUGUCCCUCCAAUUCCUAUUCGGCCCUGCGUGCUGAAGUAUUUGGGCAAGACGCACAACCUGUGGCUGCGCUCGACUCUAAUGCUGGAACAGCAGGCCUUUGAAAAGGGCCUCAGCUUGCAUAGCAAACCCAAGCAGAGCACAGACUUCUAUGAACAGGAGAGCAUCACACCACCACAGCAGGAGAUUCUGGACUCCCUGGCUGAGCUCUACUCUCUGCUCCAAGAGGAGGACAUGUGGGCCGGCCUGUGGCAGAAGAGAUGCAAGUUUCCAGAGACAGCCACAGCUAUCGCCUAUGAGCAGCACGGCUUUUUUGAACAAGCUCAGGAAAGCUACGAGAAAGCGAUGGAGAAAGCUAGAAAAGAGCACGAGAGGACCAACGUAUCCCCAGCCAUAUUCCCAGAGUAUCAGCUCUGGGAGGACCACUGGAUACGUUGUUCUAAGGAGUUGAACCAGUGGGAACCGUUGACAGAAUAUGGCCAGUCCAAAGGUCACUCCAACCCUUACCUGGUGCUGGAGUGUGCCUGGAGAGUUUCCAACUGGGCUGCCAUGAAGGAGGCUGUGGUCCAGGUGGAGCGGAGCUGUCCCAAGGAGAUGGCGUGGAAGGCGAACAUGCACCGAGGCUAUCUGGCCAUCUGCCACCCAGAGGAGCAGCAGCUCAACUUCAUAGAGAGGCUGGUGGAGAUGACCUCCAGCCUGGCCAUCCGUGAGUGGCGGAGGUUACCUCACAUCGUCUCCCACGUGCACACGCCGCUGCUGCAGGCGGCACAGCAGAUCAUUGAGCUGCAGGAAGCAGCCCAAAUUAACUCAGGACUCCAGCCGGCCAACCUGGGCCGCAACACCAGCCUCCAUGACAUGAAGACUGUGGUGAAAACAUGGAGGAACCGACUGCCCAUUGUGUCCGAUGACCUCUCCCACUGGAGCAGCAUCUUCAUGUGGCGUCAGCACCACUACCAAGCUAUAGUGACGGCAUAUGAGACCAACACACAACAUGAUCCCAACAACAACAACGCCAUGCUGGGAGUUCAUGCCUCGGCAUCCGCCAUCAUUCAGUAUGGCAAGAUAGCACGGAAACAGGGUUUGGUGAAUGUGGCUUUGGAUAUCUUGAGUCGGAUCCACACCAUCCCCACAGUGCCCAUUGUUGACUGCUUCCAGAAGAUCAGACAGCAGGUCAAAUGUUACCUGCAGCUGGCCGGUGUAAUGGGAAAGAAUGAAUGCAUGCAGGGUUUGGAGGUGAUCGAGUCAACCAACCUGAAGUACUUCACCAAAGAGAUGACGGCUGAGUUCUACGCUCUCAAGGGCAUGUUCCUGGCUCAGAUUAACAAGUCAGAGGAGGCAAACAAAGCCUUUUCAGCGGCGGUCCAGAUGCACGAUGUCUUGGUGAAGGCCUGGGCCAUGUGGGGCGACUAUCUGGAGAACAUCUUUGUGAAAGACCGCCAGCUCCACUUGGGCGUCUCCGCCAUUACGUGUUACCUCCACGCCUGCCGCCAUCAAAAUGAGAGCAAGUCUCGCAAGUACCUCGCAAAGGUUUUGUGGCUGCUCAGUUUUGAUGACAAGAACACGCUGGCGGAUGCUGUGGACAAGUACUGCAUCGGCGUCCCGCCUAUCCAGUGGUUGGCAUGGAUACCGCAGCUUCUGACCUGUUUGGUUGGAUCGGAAGGCAAACCUCUGCUUAACCUAAUCAGCCAGGUGGGACGAGUCUACCCUCAGGCGGUCUACUUCCCUAUCCGCACCCUUUACCUGACCCUCAAGAUCGAGCAGAGGGAGCGCUACAAAAGUGAUUCAUCUGGACAGCAGCAACCCACUUCGGUGGGGGCCCAACCUCAUUCAGGCGCCUCUGACCCUGGGCCCAUCCGGGCCACAGCCCCAAUGUGGCGCUGCAGCCGCAUCAUGCACAUGCAGCGGGAGAUCCACCCCACCCUGCUGUCCUCGCUGGAGGGCAUUGUGGACCAGAUGGUCUGGUUCAGGGAGAACUGGCACGAAGAGGUCUUAAGGCAGCUCCAGCAGGGCUUAGCUAAAUGCUACUCGGUGGCCUUUGAGAAAAGCGGCACCGUGUCUGAUGCCAAAAUCACGCCGCACACGCUCAACUUUGUCAAGAAGCUGGUCAGUACCUUUGGCGUCGGUUUGGAAAACGUCUCCAACGUUUCCACCAUGUUCUCCAGUGCUGCCUCAGAGUCCCUCGCCCGCCGCGCCCAGGCCACUGCACAGGACCCUGUUUUCCAGAAGAUGAAGGGACAGUUCACAACAGACUUCGACUUUAGUGUGCCAGGUUCCAUGAAGCUUCACAAUCUCAUUUCUAAGCUGAAGAAGUGGAUCAAGAUUCUGGAGGCCAAGACCAAGCAGCUUCCCAAAUUCUUCCUCAUUGAAGAGAAGUGUCGUUUCCUUAGCAACUUCUCUGCACAGACAGCUGAGGUGGAGAUUCCCGGCGAAUUCCUCAUGCCCAAACCGACUCACUACUACAUCAAGAUUGCCAGGUUCAUGCCCAGAGUGGAAAUUGUUCAGAAACACAACACUGCGGCACGGCGUCUAUAUAUCCGUGGCCACAACGGCAAGAUCUACCCCUACCUGGUGAUGAACGAUGCUUGUCUGACUGAGUCUCGCCGAGAGGAAAGGGUCCUGCAGCUACUCCGCCUCCUCAACCCUUGUCUGGAAAAGAGAAAGGAGACAACCAAGAGACACCUCUUCUUUACUGUGCCUCGAGUGGUGGCAGUGUCGCCUCAGAUGCGGCUGGUAGAGGACAAUCCUUCGUCUCUGUCACUUGUGGAAAUCUACAAGCAGCGCUGUGCCAAGAAGGGCAUUGAGCACGACAACCCCAUUUCUCGAUAUUAUGACCGUCUGGCUACUGUACAGGCCAGAGGUACACAGGCCAGCCACCAGGUCUUGAGAGACAUCCUGAAGGAGGUGCAGGGAAACAUGGUGCCUCGCAGCAUGCUGAAGGAAUGGGCGCUGCACACUUUCCCCAAUGCCACUGACUAUUGGACCUUCCGGAAGAUGUUCACCAUUCAGCUGGCCCUCAUAGGACUGGCGGAGUUCAUGCUCCACCUCAACAGGCUUAACCCCGAAAUGCUGCAGAUAGCGCAGGACACAGGGAAGUUGAAUGUCUCCUACUUCCGCUUCGACAUCAACGACGCCACAGGCGACCUGGACGCUAAUCGUCCUGUGCCAUUCCGUUUGACACCAAACAUUUCAGAGUUUCUCACCACCAUCGGCGUGUCCGGGCCGCUCACCGCCUCCAUGAUUGCGGUGGCACGAUGCUUUGCGCAGCCGAACUUUAAGGUGGACGGCAUCCUGAAGGCGGUGCUUCGGGAUGAGAUCAUUGCUUGGCACAAGAAGACCCAGGAAGACACGUCCAUGCCGCUGUCCGCAGCCGGCCAGCCGGAGAACAUGGACUCCCAGCAGCUAGUCUUGUUGGUCCAAAAGGCCGUGACGGCCAUCAUGACCCGCCUCCAUAACCUGGCUCAGUUCGAGGGAGGAGAGAGUAAAGUUAACACCCUGGUGGCUGCGGCAAACAGCCUGGACAAUCUCUGCCGUAUGGACCCCGCGUGGCAUCCAUGGCUCUGAUGCAGAGACCGCCUCCGGGAAAGAAACCACCGACCGUGGCGUUGGAGGAGCACCACUGCACACUGCUGUGACAUCACUCUGGUUUAUUUGUUGUGACGAUUGGACGCUGAAAUAGCUUGUAAAGUGGGGUCAAGGUAGAACAAAAUCUCCGGCGCUCGUUAGAGGGCACCGGCAUCAUAUACCUCGUCAACAUCAAGCUGGACUGAAUUCCUUCAGCUUAUUUUAUUUAUUUAUUUUUUUUUACUAAAGAACAGUAAAUCCUUCUGAUGCCAGUUACCGACGGGGGUAGCGGUGGCGUUACAAGCGUGUGUUUGUGCCCAUAUUGUUAUAAGCCACUUGUACCAGCCAAUGGGAGAUGACUAUUUAAGAAAUGGGACACACCUCCUGUUGUUUUCUAUCAGUGUUCUGUUUCCCCUGCGUCAAGAGCCCACAGUUUAUCAACUUUUUUUUUCCUCCCCUGACAAUAACCACUUAGUGUUUUAUGUGUAGCUUUUCUUUGUUAUUGCUGUCACAGUGCAGUUUCCCUGAAUGACGGAGGAAGAGAAAUACUUCCAAAUAUUUUUUAAAAAUAGCUUCUUUCGCUCUUCUUUUCCCCGACAUUCCAGUCAUACGACUUAAAAAUAAAAAAUAAAACUUUAAUUUUUGACUGUAAUAAGCUUUAACAGCUAGAAUGCACAUAAAUAAAUAAAUACAAAGCAGUU
Thalassophryne amazonica is the source of this 12254-nucleotide messenger RNA. It is a transcript of the gene trrap, whose product is annotated as transformation/transcription domain-associated protein. NCBI's taxonomy places the organism in Eukaryota, Metazoa, Chordata, Actinopteri, Batrachoidiformes, Batrachoididae. Gene Ontology annotation, molecular function: transcription coregulator activity; protein binding. The record is from RefSeq and is a predicted model, not a curated record. The transcript has 72 exons. Gene Ontology annotation, cellular component: NuA4 histone acetyltransferase complex; nucleus; SAGA complex. Gene Ontology annotation, biological process: regulation of DNA-templated transcription; DNA repair. Bases 1 to 11553 code for a protein of 3850 amino acids.